Molecule: messenger RNA, 648 nt
Organism: Pieris macdunnoughi
Lineage: Eukaryota; Metazoa; Arthropoda; Insecta; Lepidoptera; Pieridae
Source: the annotation of a GenBank genome assembly
AUGUAUAAAUUACAUGCAACAGUAAUCCUAAAAUUAGUGAUAGAUACCGCAGCACAGUUUCCAGGUCCAGGCCAAUAUGCUUUCCCUCAGAUGUCAGCUCCAAUGUCAGGGCCAAUGGGACCAAUGCCAGGACACAUGCAAAUGCCAGGACCUAUACAGAUGCCAAUGCAUUCCGGAGCAAUGCCUAUUGGACCUCAUCCUAUGAACCUCAACUCUCCCUUUCAAAUUCCUCAACAGAGAUUACCUAUGGUAGUCAUGCCUUAUCGCUCUAAAGCCUCUGACAGAAAACAUAGAAAACGAAGAAGGAUGAAGAAGAAAUUUAGAGAUUCCUCGUCGAGUUCCAGCAGCAGUGAAAGCACUUCAUCGAGCAGAGAAUAUGCACUGAGAAGUAAAAAAAAGCAAAAAAGGAAAAACAGACAAGUUUUGACACCGGUUAUAUCUUACGUGACUCGAAAUGGAGAUGUCGUUUAUCAAAAGAAGGUGAAAAAGGACAAAGCAGGUGAUUGGCUCGAUCUUGGAAAAAGUAAGUCUAGAUUCGAAGACGAGAGUAAAGAAGAGAUCGAAAAUAACGAAAGCCAAGAGAUGACUAUUCGUGAUCUAAAAAAUAAAUUUGAUUUGAAGUCGAAGAAGCGUAAACAUAGACAUUAA